AUGAGUUUUGUGGAAAGAACUGUCAGAGAAGCCAUUGAGACAGUCAACCAGAAUAAUGGUCUCAGUCGUAAUCUUACUGCCAACUACAGUGGGUUCGAGACUGAAUUUUACAGACGGAAAGGCUGUUCAAGCAGUAGCUGUGAAGGAGUCCAAAUCCUGAAGUCCUUGACUGAAAAAGGACAAGUCGGUUGUGUCUUGUUGGGACCCACUUGCACUCAUGCAACCUUUAAUAUGGUGGACUGGGAUGUAGGUCUGCAGCUCAGUGUUCCAAUCAUCUCUGCUGGAAGCUUUGGCUUGUCCUGCGACUUCAAGGCCAACCUCACGCGCAUACUGCCCCCAGCCCGCAAGGUCUCCAACUUCUUCUUAAAAUUCUGGACCUUCAACAACAAGAUUAAACCGUCGUGGAACACAACCUACAUCUACAAGAAGAACGAGAACACAGAGGACUGUUUUUGGUACAUCAAUGCCCUGGAGGCCGGGUCAAAGGACUUCACCGCGAGCUUAUCGAAACGCGUCCUGCUUCGAUCAGAGGAUGAACUGAGGAAGCAUUAUAACGACAAAGAGAGGGACAGUAAUCUCUUUAUCCUAUGUGGAACCCCUGCAGAUGUCAUCAAAUUGAAGAAUGAUACUGAUGAUAGCGAUGACAAGGAAACUGUCAUCUUCCUCAUCGACCUUUACACUGACGGGUAUUACAGAAAUAAAUCCUCGUGUAGCGCCAUGCAAAAUGUGUUGGUACUGACCAUGCCCGACACAAGAAACUACACGAUUGGAAUCAAUGCUAAGAACGAAACGGAAAAUGAUUACACAGCAGCCUACCACGACGCUGUGCUUUUGGUGGGAGAUGCAAUGCAGCAGAUGUUGCACAAAAAUGUCAGUGACCAGAAUAGCACAGAAGAGGUCAAUGUUGAAUACUUCAGAAACGCGACUUUCCGAGGUAAAGCUGGAAUGUACCAUCUGGAUGAGUAUGGCGACCGUGAUGUGGACUUUUCCGUGAUUUACACCACUCUGGGCAAUCAGUAUAAAGUCCUCUUUGAAUUCAACACCACUACCAACACAUCAACACAAAUGGACCCAUCACCAUCUUUCAUCUGGCCUGGCAAACUUCCUGCAGACAGCCCUCCAGAUGCUAGCUCAGGUCUGAGGGAUCAUGACAUCAUUGUCAUCGCCCUGGGCACCACAGUGGUGGGUGUCAUGGCAUCCGUGGCCUUCAUCUUCUACUGGCAGAACAGGGCAUAUCGUCGCAUCCAGAAGAAGUGGUCCCACAUUCCCCAUGACAUGGUCACUCCAGUGGAGAGCAAUAUUCGGAACAUCCUGAUGAUUGAAGACAACUCUCGCAAAGAGAAGAGCUUUCGGAUCCGCCGUGCACGCUACGACAAGAAGGUGGUGAUCCUGAAGCAGCUGGUCCACUCAGAGGGCUACUUCACGGAGAGCCAGCGCAUUGAGCUGAACGCUCUUUUACAUAUAGAUUACUACAACCUGACCAAGUUCUAUGGCACCGUGAAAUUUGACCAGGACGUGUUUGGUGUGUUUGAGUACGGAGAGAGGGGAUCAUUAAGGUAUGUGCUCAAUGACAAGAUCUCCUAUCCAGAGGAUACCUUCAUGGAUCGGGAAUUUAAGAUUUCUGUCAUGUAUGAUAUUGCCAAGGGCAUGUCUUACCUCCAUUCCAGUAAUAUUGAGGUUCAUGGACGUCUGAAGUCCACAAAUUGUGUGGUGGAUAACCGGAUGGUGGUCAAGAUCACAGACUUUGGUUUCAGAACCAUCCUCAGUCCUGGACGAGACCUCUGGACGGCGCCAGAACACUUGCGUGUGCAGGGAGUGUCCCAGAAAGGAGACGUCUACAGCUUCGCCAUCAUAGCCCAGGAGAUCAUGCUGAGGAGGAGCACCUUCUACACGCAGGCCUGCUCAGACAGGGCUGAAAAGUUGGCCAGAGUGCAGUACCCUAGUGUGUACUCUUACUUCAGACCAGACCUGCACUUUGACACUGCUGGAGAAAGAGAACUAGAGGUGUGCAAGUUGAUCAGAAGCUGCUGGGACGAGGACCCGGAAAAGAGACCCGACUUCAAGAAGAUUGAAAUGACACUGGGCAAGAUCGUCAGCCUGCACAACCAGGCCAAUGAGAGUUACAUGGGUAACCUGAUCCGCCGGCUGCAGAUGUACUCGCGUAACCUGGAGUACCUGGUGGAGGAGAGGACGGCCCUCUACAAGGCCGAGAGGGACAGAGCAGAUGACCUCAACUUCAGACUGCUGCCCGGCCCAGUGGUGCGUUCCCUGAAGGAGACGGGCAGCGUGGAGUCGGAGCUCUUUGAGGAGGUCUCCAUCUACUUCAGCGACAUCGUGGGCUUCACCACCCUGUGCCACUACAGCACGCCCAUGGAGGUGGUGGACAUGCUCAACGAUAUCUACAAGAACUUCGACAGCAUCCUGGACAACCACGACGUCUACAAGGUGGAGACGAUUGGAGAUGCCUACAUGGUGGCUUCAGGGCUUCCUAAUCGGAAUGGAAACAGACACGCCACAGACAUCUGCCGCAUGGCGCUGGACAUCCUGGCAUUCAUGGGCACGUUUGAACUGCGCCAUCUGCCUGGCAUUCCUCUCUGGAUCCGAAUUGGGGUGCACUCAGGUCCUUGUGCGGCUGGUGUAGUUGGCAUUAAGAUGCCGAGGUAUUGCGUGUUCGGCGACACCGUAAACACUGCCUCCAGGAUGGAGUCCACAGGAUUGCCUCUCCGCAUCCAUGUCAACGAGUCAACCAUCAACAUUCUGGAGCGCACAGACAGCGCCUUCGAGUAUGAGAAAAGAGGAGAGACAUACCUCAAGGGGAAGGGCAAAGAGAUGACAUACUGGUUGACUGGAGUUAAAGGACAGGACUACAAUUUGCCAACACCCCCAACAGCGGAGAACUUCCAGCGUCUGCAGCAGGACCUGGCCGAGAUGAUCAGGACGUGCCAGGCCAAGCGUCUCCCGACCCCGGAGGCGAGGAAGACCCUGUCCACACGCCAACGCAGGGUGGACCUGGAGGACGAGCAGCCCGAGUACCUGCACCUGGCCUCAGUGGACAACUACAGCACCUUCCUGUAGAGCUGCCUGCCCCUGAUCUCAACAGGUAGAUGGAUGGACAGAUCGAGGGAAUACACGGAAGUAUGGACGGACUAAUCUACAGAACGGACGAACGUCGUUGGAAAGGACUGACGUGGCAGGAAUGUCUUUCAUUUGCACUCGCGCUAGGACACAGCUGACUCCGGUGAUUUUAGUGGCUGAUUGUUGUAUUGACCUGAUUGAUUAGCUGCAUCAGGUAUGCCUGAGGAGGACGAGGACCUACUAAGAAGUGUAUUCACUCGGAGUGGCCUACGGUGGGCUAGCCUGCCGCCGCCUGACUACGUACUUGCGCUCAAUUUCAUUUCUCCUCAUACUACGUCUGGCAUAGCUUCAUCCAGCUUUGUUUACGGCAAGUGCAUCUUCGCCCAAUCAGUGAACAGAGGGCGUUCCCAAGAGCGAUUACAUUUAAGUUUCAAGCCAAUUGUUAUCGUUGUGUCCCCCGUGCGGAGGUUUGGUAUGUCAUUACCAAACGUUUGUGAUUGAACUCCAAUGCAUUCAAACUUCGGACAAGCGUCCACAAACCAGGAAAUAAACGUUUGCCCAUGGAUCUAGGCCAGACUCUCUGCGAAGAAGAGAGUCUGGUCUCCAGGCAAACGGUAGGCAACCAUGCGGUGGAAUGUUGAUGAAUCACCAAUCUGAAUCUUACGAAUAGAGUUGGUAUUGUAUUUCAUCCAUUUAUCAUGGCACCAAGGACCACUACUAGCUGGAGGACCUCUCUAGAGGUAAGGAGUACAGGACCAUUCAUGGGUGGUAGUGCUCAAGAGGGUGUAUUUUCUCCAGUCAGAAGAAUUCUGAAUUAUAUUAGUGGUCAGAUUAGUGACAGGUAGAGCUAGCAGUAGUUAACUUCAGGUGCAGCACAGGAAUGAAUGAAUGAAUGAGGUAAGAAUAAUGAGUGAAGAUUUGAUGAGUCUGAUCUGAGACUUUUCAUUAUCUGACUCAUACUGUGAGUAGAGAUUAAAUAAUAUUUGAGGAUUUACUAUUAUGUUAUUACUGUACACAAUGGAUAAAACUUGGGAGUCCAUUUGAGAGUGAUG
Messenger RNA from Sardina pilchardus (European sardine), 4127 nucleotides. RefSeq names its product guanylate cyclase 2Cb (gene gucy2cb). Gene Ontology annotation, biological process: cGMP biosynthetic process; intracellular signal transduction; protein phosphorylation. Gene Ontology annotation, molecular function: ATP binding; protein kinase activity; guanylate cyclase activity. The record is from RefSeq and is a predicted model, not a curated record. Bases 1 to 3075 code for a protein of 1024 amino acids. Gene Ontology annotation, cellular component: plasma membrane. NCBI's taxonomy places the organism in Eukaryota, Metazoa, Chordata, Actinopteri, Clupeiformes, Clupeidae. The transcript has 27 exons.